Sphaeroforma arctica JP610 is the source of this 510-nucleotide messenger RNA. RefSeq lists its product as hypothetical. The coding region runs from base 1 to 510 and encodes 169 amino acids. Lineage: Eukaryota; Ichthyosporea; Ichthyophonida. The record is from RefSeq and is a predicted model, not a curated record. The transcript has a single exon.
AUGGCACGACAAGCACAACGUGAACAAGAUGAUGCCUCCCCUAACGUAUCGCAUGUAACUAGUUCAUACGACAGCCAACUCUCUACAAUUGCGCGAGCCCAUUCUGAUCACAACAACUCCACCGCACAAACACAUACCUUGCUUGAUGACUUCCUGCCGACCGCUUACCUGAAUCCCGAUGAUGAUCAUAUCUCUCACGACUUUGGGUACGAACCCAAUCUGGCUGCAUUUGCUCUUGUUUCCCCUUCGAUAUCUCCUGCUGUACAUUAUUUUGGUUAUGAGCGCCACCUACCUGACAAUGAUCUUCACCAUACCUCAACAUAUUCCGAUGUGGAUAUGAUUUUCAGUGACGAAUCCACUACAACUAUUCCUAGUGCCCGCAGUGUCACUGCCAUCACUGGUUCCACCAUGACGCUACUUGAGGCAUCGACUUUACUGUGUCAGACCAUCCCCAAAACUGUGAACAAGCCCGCAAAACAUCAGAGUGGGACCACUGGUUUGCCGCAAUAA